Messenger RNA from Cylindrotheca closterium, 372 nucleotides. The record is from the annotation of a GenBank genome assembly. Lineage: Eukaryota; Bacillariophyta; Bacillariophyceae; Bacillariales; Bacillariaceae.
AUGACAUCUACCAAAGUUAUGGACAUUCCAAACGAAAAGGCAACGAUUCAUGCCACAGUCCACCCGUGCACCACGAGCAAGCAGGAUGCCCCGUUGGUCGAGUCCAUCAUUCUCCUUCACGGCGGCCCACCAGGCGUCCCAGAACCCUUUUCCGAGCUUGCUGCCAUCUUGACGGCAAAGUUCCAAGUUAUCUACUUUCAACAAGUGGUGUACAGUGUCUAUCUAUUCUAUAGUGUUCUAUUAUUCCGUUUCAUUCUUGACUCGUCGUACCUUCUCUAUUAUUGUGGUGAGUCGCAGCCAUCCGAAGUAUCUUUUUUUUGCGGUUCCUCCUUCUUUUCUGGGAGUUCCUUCUUUUCUGGGAGUUCCUUGUAA